AGGCCGGGAGCAGGUCGGCCUCACCCACAGGGGUUCAUUCGUUCCCGCGCUCAUUCAUUCAUCCCGACCCUGGAGGGACCUUUCUCGUUAGAGAAACAUGGCAGCAAGGCGAAUUGCGCAGGAGACUUUUGAUGCUGUAUUACAAGAAAAAGCUAACCGAUAUCACAUGGACCCCAGUGGUGAAGCUGUAGGUGAAGCUCUGCAAUUUAAAGCUCAAGAUCUUAUAAGGACACUGCCAAGAGUCAGAGCAGAUAUGUAUGAUGACAUUCACAGUGACAGCAGAUAUACUCUGGGCGGAUCCGUAGCUCACUCUCGAGAUGCUGGAAGAGAAGGCCUGAGAGGUGAUGUGUUUCCAGGACCUUCCUUCAGAUCAAACAACCCUUCUGUAAAUGAAGACAAUUACUUUCGCAAAGAAUGUGGCCGGGAUCUAGAAUUUUCCCACCCUGAUUCCCGAGAGCAGGUCUUUGGCCACCGGAAAUUGGGACAUUUCCGUUCUCCGGACUGGAAAUUUACACUCCGUGGCUCUUGGGAACAAGACUUUGGCCACCCAGUUUCUCAAGAAUCAUCCUGGUCACAGGAGUAUAAUUUUGGGCCUUCUUCACUACUAGGGGACUUUGGGUCCUCUAGGCUGAUUGAGAAAGAGUGUUUGGAAAAAGAGAGUCGGGAUUACGACGUGGACCGUCCAGGGGAGGCAGACUCUGUGCUCAGGGGCAGUGGCCAAGUCCAGGGCAGAGGCCGAGGUCUAAACAUUGUUGAUCAGGAGGGUGCCCUCCUAGGAAAGGGGGAGUCUCAGGGCCUGCUUACACCUAAAGGAGGGGUCGGGAAACUUGUCACGCUGAGGAGUAUGAGCACAAAAAAAGUACCCACUAUAAAUCGUAUUACUCCCAAAACUCAGGGCACUAACCAAAUCCAGAAAACCACCCCAAGUUCUGAUGUGACCCUAGGUACAAACCCAGGGACGGAAGAUAUCCAAUUCCCCCCUCAGAAAAUCCCUCUGGGGCUCAAUCUGAAGGACAUUCGUCUCCCAAGAAGAAAGAUGAGUUUUGACCUCAUUGAUAAGUCCGAUGUUUUUUCAAGAUUUGGGAUAGAAAUAAUCAAAUGGGCAGGAUUCCACACCAUAAAAGAUGAUGUUAAAUUUUCCCAGCUUUUCCAGACUCUCUUUGAACUUGAAACUGAAACCUGUGCUAAAAUGCUUGCCUCAUUUAAAUGCUCCUUAAAACCAGAGCACAGAGAUUUUUGCUUUUUUACUAUCAAAUUUUUAAAGCACUCUGCUUUGAAAACACCCAGAGUUGAUAAUGAGUUUUUAAACAUGCUUUUAGACAAAGGUGCUGUGAAGACCAAAAAUUGCUUUUUUGAAGUCAUAAAGCCCUUUGACAAGUACAUAAUGAGGCUUCAAGACCGGCUUCUAAAGAGUGUCACACCUCUGCUCAUGGCCUGCAAUGCCUAUGAACUGAGUGUCAAAAUGAAGACCCUAAGUAACCCCCUGGACUUGGCUGUUGCCCUGGAGACCACCAAUUCUCUCUGCCGGAAGUCUUUGGCCCUUUUGGGACAGACAUUCUCCUUGGCUUCUUCUUUCCGGCAAGAGAAAAUAUUAGAAGCUGUCGGCCUCCAAGAUAUAGCUCCCUCUCCUGCCGCAUUUCCAAACUUUGAGGACUCCACUCUGUUUGGGAGAGAGUAUAUAGAUCACCUGAAGGCCUGGCUGGUCAGCAGUGGGUGUCCACUCCAAGUCAAGAAAGCUGAACCUGAGCCAACUCAAGAUGAGAAAACGGCUCUUCCUACCAAACCUGAAAUUCAGGCCAAGGCUCUGAGUGGUCUAAGUGAUGCCAUCCCCCAGCGAGCAGAUCACAAAGUGGUGGACACCAUCGACCAGCUGGUCACACGUGUCGUUGGAGGCAGCCUGUCUCCUAAAGAGAGAGCUCUUCUCAAGGAGGACCCUGCUUACUGGUUUUUGUCUGAUGACAGUAGUCUGGAAUAUAAAUAUUACAAGCUAAAACUGGCAGAAGCACAGCGGAUAAGCCAGACCACACCAGGAGUGGGUCAGAAGCCAAUGGCUGCAGAGUGUGCAGUCCGGGCCAUGCUGUAUGCGCGGGCGGUCCAGAGCCUCAAGAAGAGGCUCCUCCCAGGGCGGCGACGGGGGCUGCUCCGAGCUCCAGGGCUCCAGGGUUGGAAGGUGAGGAGAGCAACCACUGGGACCCAGACCCUCCUCUCCUCGGGCACCAGGCUGAAACACCACACCCGGCAAGCUCCAGGCUCCUUGCAGGGAAAGCCAACCCAGCCAGAUGGAAAUGAUGCCACCAAGGACUGCCCACCAGAUCCUGCCGGGCCAUCUCAGGACCUCAGCUUAGAAGCUGCAGGCCCAUCCUCCAAGCCAGCAGGAGUGGACAUAUCCGAAGCCCCUCAGAGUUCCUCUCCCUGCCUGUCUGCUGAUGUUGACUCGAAGACUAUGGAGACUGCAGAGAAACUGGCCAAAUUUGUUGCUCAGGUGGGACCAGAGAUUGAACAAUUCAGCAUAGAAAACAGCACCGACAACCCUGACCUGUGGUUUCUACAUGACCAAAAUAGCUCAGCUUUCAAAUUCUAUCGAAAGAAGGUAUUUGAACUGUGCCCGUCGAUUUGUUUUACGUCACCUCCGCUGAACCUCCACGCCAGUGAGAGCGCUCUAGAGCCCAUGGGAGGGGAAGGAGUGUUUGCAGAUGAGCCUCCUCAGCAGGAGGCGGAGCUGGAGAGCCUAGAGGCGAUGCCUGAGGAGGAGGAGGACGAGGACGAGGAGGAGGACGAGGACGAGGAGGCCCUUGCUCCUGGAGGGCCCUCCAGGGCUGCAGGAGGGGCUGCCAGGUCCGAGGACUCCGCGGGCAGCCCCCCCACCGAUGGCCUUCCAAGUGAGGCGGCCGAGGAUGGCCCAGCUGGCGCGCCUGCCCUGUCACAGGCCUGCUUUCCCCGGAAGAGGGUCAGCAGCAAAUCAUUGAAGGUCGGCAUGAUUCCAGCUCCCAAAAGGCUGUGUCUCAUCCAAGAGCCCAAAGUUCACGAACCAGUUCGCAUUGCCUAUGACAGGCCUCGGGGUCGACCUGUGUCCAAAAAGAAGAAACCCAAGGACUUUGACUUUGCCCAGCAAAAGCUGACUGAUAAGAACCUGGGGUUCCAGAUGCUGCAGAAGAUGGGCUGGAAAGAAGGCCACGGCCUGGGCUCCUGUGGGAAGGGCAUCAGGGAGCCCGUUGGCAUGGGUACGGCCUCCGAAGGGGAGGGGUUGGGAGCCGACGGGCAGGAGCACAAGGAAGACACGUUUGACGUCUUCCGUCAGAGGAUGAUGCAGAUGUACAGGCACAAAAGGGCCAACAAAUAGAAUUUAAACGGGAUGUAAUCUGUACUCUGGCACCACAGCCUGUCGGUGGGAGCACUGAAGUUCUGAACAAGUGGAGAUACUUGAUUCCAUGAAUGUGUUAUUUAUGGAGUCUCAUCUCUUAAAUGCAUCCCAAGAGAUUUAACAAAAUUUAGCAACAGUAUAACACAGCUGUAUUCAGUGGAGAGUAGUCACUACACUGAUGAAACUUUCCCCAACUUUAUAAUUCUCUUUAGAAUUCACAAAGAAAGCUACAGUUUUUUCUUUUUAAACCACAUAGGAAGUUUCCUACAAAGAGGCGGGGGUAAACUCUUCAAGACUGUUCAUUUUUUUGUAUGUGUGGCAGUGGAAAUAAUUGUUUUGUUAGGGCCCUUUUACAGAACAGGAAGGAUCCUCUUGGGGUGGGCUCCAUAGCUGUUUGCUAUUUCAAGGCGUAUGAUUGCCACCUCUUCCAGCUUCUCCCAGUGCUUUGCAACUACAUGUUAAAUUCUCAGGCUGUGGUAAUCUCAACCCUUCUUUCUAAAACAGCAGUGUUGAAGUUUUAAAUAUAUGCUAAAUUCUAGACAACUUGGUCGUACUGAUAGUACAGGCUUGAGGAACACAGCAGUAAGUUACCUUGUCAGCUGCUUGUACUGGCUGUCAAGAAAUCCUUUCUUUCUCAGAGCAUAGACCCCCCAGCUACAGUCCUGCUUCUUUGGUACUCUUAUCUGUUUGUCCUGCCAUUCACCAUGUCUUCUUACCUACCUGGGUCCAUCUCUCUUCGUGUCAGGUAUAGCCCCCAGAUAUCUGCCUACUUCUGAUCACUUCUAUUGCUUUGGCACCAGCAGAUCUUCAUAGCUGUGGCAAUGCUGGUGGUCCUUCAGCAGAGGUGAACCAGCCUGCAAGAGUGGUGUAGUUUGGGAGAACCACACCUGUGGAAGUUCAUCUUCUACUCUCUUUCCUAGUCCUUCCAUCAGCCUUCCAUGUUGGCUGUGGGUUGGGCCACAAGAUGGAACUCUGAGAACAGGGCCUUGGUCACCCAUGGUUUCUGUUGGUCACAAAGUACCUGUUGGCCUGAGUGAGACGUGCAUCCCCCAGCACAUUUUCUCACUCUUUCUCUUUGAGCAUAGUUCUGAAUGUCACAUUCGCUCUGUCCUAGUGUGUUCAUUCUUGGCUUUCUCUACUUUUAUUCACAAGUAAAAUGCUUUAGGAAUUCCCAGGAUGAGAAUCCUGUCCCCACAGCCUCAUGCCACUCCUCCUCCUGGGGACAUCCCAGUUUGAGCUGACAUUGUUUGUGAGCCUUUGGCAAAUAUUAAAGGAAACAUCUACGUCUUGAGCCUGCAAAGUCUUUUGAGCACUUAAGUGACAUUUCUCCUGUGGAGUCAACGUUGAGGCGUUGGAGGUACAGGGGUGGAGCAUGGUGGUAUGUCCUGUGCCAGCUGCUGGCCCUCUGGGCCACCUUGCUCUCUCAGCAGAGGCCGCUCUGCAGGGAACUUGUGAGUGUGUGUGCGGGUAUGUGGCCUUGUCAAAGUCACAGCGUCUUUUCUGUCAUUCUAGUUCCAGGGUCUCUCCCGUGAGGACAACAGGCAUCCGGAAAGUGCUAUCUCACCACUUUGGGUGCUUACUGUCUCUGGCUUGUUUCCAUCACUGGAAAUCAAAUAGAGAAUUUUAGUGUUUUUGGUCCUUGGUAAAACCUAGAAGACGUUUGUGAUGUUAUAAAAUGGAAGUUUUGUUUUUGUUUUUGUUUUGUUUUUUAAUCGAAGAAGUUGUGAAUGUUAAUCAUUUAGCAGUUGCAAUAAAUGUAGAGGAACUCAACCUUC
Miniopterus natalensis is the source of this 5136-nucleotide messenger RNA. RefSeq names its product SURP and G-patch domain containing 2 (gene SUGP2). Gene Ontology annotation, molecular function: RNA binding. The record is from RefSeq and is a predicted model, not a curated record. Gene Ontology annotation, cellular component: nucleoplasm. Gene Ontology annotation, biological process: RNA processing. Lineage: Eukaryota; Metazoa; Chordata; Mammalia; Chiroptera; Miniopteridae.